AUGGCACCAAAAAAAUGUACUAUUGCAUGUGUAUUUUGUUUGAGUACGCAAUACAAAAAUCCAAGCAUCUCUUUACACUCGUUCCCCAAAGAUCAAUCCCGGCGAUCUUUGUGGCUUACAGCUUGUGGUUUAACUGAAGAUGAUUAUAAGCCUUCUAGAAAACUAUGUUCACAACAUUUCGACCAAGAUUGCUUUAAAACUGGGACUACUUUGAACAUUUUAAAACCGAAUUCAGUUCCCACAAAGUUUAACAAACAUUCAAAAGAAUUUUUUAUAUCAACUAAAAUCAAUAAGUAUAGGAGCUCUCGUAAGAAUAUGCCAGAGAUGUCUUCUCCCGAGGUGAUUUAUCAAAUUGACGAUCAGGCUGUUUCAACUGUGAAAUUUGAAACCGUUUCAAACUAUGAAAUAGAAACCGUUUCAAACUGUGAAAUUGAAACUGCUUACAACUGUGAAAUGGAAACCGCUUACAACUGUGAAAUGGAAACCGUUUCAAACUAUGAAAUGGAAACUGUUUCAAACUAUGAAAUAGAAUCCGUUUCAAACUGUGAAAUGGAAACCGCUUACAACUGUGAAACUUCCCAAAUGUAUGAUACUCCUAAACGAAAGCGAAAGCCACUUGACAAGCGUGCUAAUGUUAUGAAUAAAACAAAUGACAAUACUGAUGUGGAAUCGUCUGGGACUAGUCAUGAUAUUGUGCCAAACAUAUUUGAUAAACCAGUCGAUAACUCUUCCACCAACUUAAUUAGUCAAAUAAUGAAUGAAAAUAAUGAAGUGGAAUCGUCUGAGAUAUUUGAUGAUACUGAGCCAGGCAUAUUUGAUAAACCAGUUGAUAACUGUUCCACCAACUUAAUUAGUCAAAUAAUGAAUGAAAAUAAUGAAGUGGAAUUGUCUGAGACUUGUGAUGGUACUGAGCCAGGCAUAUUUGAUAAACCAGUUGAUAACUGUUCCAACAACUUAAUUAGUCAAAUAAUGAAUGACAAUAAUGAAGUGGAAUCGCCUGAGAAUUGUGAUGAUAAUGAAUCAGGCAUAUUUUAUAAACCAGGUUUAGAUUUAACAAAUGAUUAUCCAACUGACCGUGGACAUUUUACAGAGUUUGAGACUGUAAAAUCUGAUUUGAAGAGAAGUAUUUUAUUGCAUGGACCGUGUAAACCAAUCAACAUAGAAUUUCCGUACAGCCCUGAUGGAAAAGGUAUCCUUAGACGUUUUUCAGUACAGUAUUAUCACAAAACUACAAAUACAGGACUAUGUAUACCCAGAAUAUGGUUAUGCUAUUCAGUCAUUUUAGAUUGUGCAUACUGUGAAAUAUGUUGGCUUUUCGCUGAUAGGCAAAAUAGAAAUUUUAAAAUAAAUUGGAUAUUAGGAAUUAAUGAUUGGCACCAUAUUGGAGAAAAAAUUGGAACACAUGAAAUUUCUCAACAACAUAUUCAAGCCACUGAAGUCCGAGUACGUUGGUUAAAAAACGAAACUAUAGACAAACAUAUGGAAGAUAAAAUUAUUAAAGAAGCUAGUUUUUGGAGAAGUGUUUUAAUUAGAUUAGUAAAAAUUAUUUUAUUUUUAACUGCGGGGAAUACUGCUCUCCGAGGAAAUGAAAACAGUAAAACUAAAAUAAAUAAUACAGAAGGAAACUUUAUGAGAACUGUAAGGCUAAUGGCAGAUUUUGAUCCAGUUUUAAAUGAUCUGUUGAAUAAUGAAAAUAAUAAAAUAAAAUACCUGAGUUGGAAAAUUCAAAAUGAAUUAAUUCAUUUAUUAUCCUCAGAAGUAUUAAAUAUAUUAGCAAACGAAGUAAAAAGAUCUAAAUAUUAUUCAAUAAUAGUAGAUUCGACACAAGAUAUAACAAAAAUUGAUCAAUUGAGUGUUAUACUGCGUUAUGUUGUUUUAAACUACGAAACAAAAUCAUUUGAAGUAAAAGAAUCUUUUUUUGGGUUUUUUGAAUUAGAGAACCAUGGCUCAAAGGACUAUGAAAAUCUUAUUUAUGACGUGUUGAAAAAAUACAAUUUAGACAUCCAAAAUUGUCGAGGCCAGGGUUAUGAUGGUGCAGCAGUAAUGAGUGGAGCUUAUUCAGGAGUGCAACAAAGAAUAUCUUCUACUGUGUCAAAUGCACAUUAUGUACACUGCUGCGCACAUAACCUUAACUUGGUGAUUUGUGAUGCAGCAAAAUCGACGCAAGUUGCAACUAACUUUUUUACAACAUUACAAACUAUAUUCAAUUUUUUUAGUUCUAGUUGUCCUAGAUGGGCAUCACUUGCAUUUGGUGAUGACACUGCCAAAACAAUUAGACUUAAAGUAUUAAAAAAAGUUUGUCCUACUCGCUGGGAGGCUAGGCAUUCAUCAGUAUCUGCAUUAAAACAAAGGUAUAUAGGAGUUAUAAAAUCAUUAACAUACAUGAGUUUAUCAAGUAAUAAAGUAGAUGAAAAACAUAUGGCAAUUUCAAUUAAAAAAAAAAUAGAAUCUUUUGAAUUUUUACUGAUGUUAUGUUUGUGGGAACGAGUAUUGCGUCCUUUGCAUGGUAUCUCUAAACUUUUGCAGAAACAAGACAUUGACCUCCAGAAAGCAUUAGAUAGAUUGACUGAUGCCUAUACUUGUAUGCAGCAACUUAGGAAUGACUAUUGUAGUAUAGUUGAAAAUGCAAGCAACCUGGCAAUUAAAUGGGGUAUUCCAACUGAUGACAAAGUGGCUCGCCAAAAAAAAGCAAGAUUGUUUUUUGAUGAAAUAGAUGGCGACAGACGGAUGAAUAUCACACAAGAUAAUUUUAAAAUAAAAGUAUUUUUACCAAUUGUUGACACAAUAAUAUGUCAACUUAAAGAUCGCUUUAAAGGUUUACAUAACGUUUGUACCAUUUUCAAUUUUUUGAAACCUCAAACACUUUUAGGACCAGAUGAAAUUACUAUUAAAGGAUCAUAUGACUUUAUACAAAUGUAUCAAUCAGAUAUUAGUUCUGAUUUAACGAGUCAAUUGCUAUCAAUCAAAGAAAUUAUAAAAAAUAAAAAUUUGAAUAGUAUCCAAGCACUGGCUUCAUUUAUUCUCGAAAACGAUUUUGCUACGAGUUACUCUGAUAUAUUAGGAGCAUGUAUAAUUUAUUUGACAUUGCCAGUAACGGUUGCAACAGCAGAAAGGUCUUUUUCAAAACUUAAGAUAAUAAAAAGUUAUUUAAGGAAUUCCAUUGGACAAGAACGACUGUCUAAUAUUUCAGUUUUAAAUAUUGAACAGCGCCGUACAAAAGAAAUUGAUAUGGACAAAAUAUUAACAAAUUUUUCAAAUAUGAAAGCAAGAAAAAUGAAAUUUGAUUAA
Macrosiphum euphorbiae (potato aphid) is the source of this 3288-nucleotide messenger RNA. The record is from the annotation of a GenBank genome assembly. NCBI's taxonomy places the organism in Eukaryota, Metazoa, Arthropoda, Insecta, Hemiptera, Aphididae.